AUGCUGCGUAUGAGCCUUAAGCUCGAGAUCCUGAUUCAUAGUUGUGGUCCCGAAGUCUAUUCCGCGUUUGGGGAUACCAUCUUUAAGGACGGUCUGCUUCCUAGUACCUCGUGCUUCGGGGCCACGUGGAACCCGGAUCUCAUGCAACAGCUUGGUGAAGCCCUCGGCAGCCAGGCUAGGGCCAAGGAUGUCGCUACUAUAAUGGGUCCUGGCCGCCAGGGGAUCGGCGCCUGCGCGAAACAUUUCGUGGGGAACGACGCAGAAGAUUACAGAAGGUUGUACAAUGUCGUAGACCCCACACGAGGUAAGGCACUGCGAGAGCUGUACCUUGCGGCAUUCCAGGAGGUACUCGCGCAUUCUAAUCCCGUGGCUAUCAUGACUUCAUAUAACCAGGUAGAGGGCUAUUAUACCUCGGAAACACCUAUGAUUGCGGAUAUCAUACGUGGGGAGUGGAAAUACGACGGGGCCGUCCAAUCGGAUUGGUUUGGGACCGUCUCCACCGUUCCAUCAAUUCUAGCGGGGCAGGAUCUUGAAAUGCCUGGUCCCUCUAUCUUCCGUGGCACUCAUCUCCUUACAGCUGUCGAAAAAGGCCUCGUACCCCAAGAGGAAAUUGAUAAGAGGGCCACAAAAAUGCUAGAGUGGAUUAACAAAGUGACUAGCCCAAGCCUACACGCCCCUCUACAGGAUGAAGCUUCAGUGGCCAUCGCAAGGCAGGCUGCAGUUGAAGGCAUUGUUCUCCUGAAGAACGAGAAAAACACGCUGCCUUUAUCUCCGACCAGGACUCCAAAGCUUGCUGUUAUAGGGUUACCUGCCGUUGACCCUCCCGUGGGUGGUGGUGGUAGCUCUUUAGCGCCUCCUCAAUACGUUCGAAAUGCGUUAGAUGCAAUCAGGGUUCUCCACGGCGAUGUUGCAUUAGUGCAAUAUGCUCCAGGUGUUCGAUGCACUAAGCUUAUGCCCUUGAUGGAGUCGGAGUUAAUUUCGAUUCAAGGCCGUCUCAAGCCUGGGCUUGACGAGAUUGGAGGCUUUCGCUACGAAAUUAGCACUACCCUUAUUCCCCAGUCCUCGGGAGAGCAUAAUGAGCCAAGCCCCCACUUCACCGACCUUUGCUUUGCCUACGAAGAUACUGAUGAAGAAUCUAUCGUGGCCGCGGCAUCCGUCGCGAGAGAAUGCGAUGUAACGAUUGUGUUUGCUGGAAGGGGGCCAGAGCAUGAAGGCGAAGGAUCUGAUAUGGAGGAUAUCAACCUCCCUGGUAGACAAACCGAGCUGAUCAAGGCGGUUUCAGCCGAGAGCAAGAAAACCAUCCUAGUACUUCACAGCGGCGGCCCACUCGACAUUUCACCCUUCGUCGACUCCGUUGAUUCUAUCAUACAUGCGCAUUACCUUGGGCAGGAAGGAGGAUUGGCGCUCGCGGAUAUCAUUUACGGCCAGGUUAGCCCUAGCGGUAAGCUGUCUACGACUUGGCCGAUAAGUUUAGAUGAGGUCAACACAACCGAUAACUUCCCAGCUUCUAUUGACCGAGACGGCAAAGCAACUAUUAUCCUAGAAGAGGGUAUUGAAGUUGGCUAUCGACGUAAGACUGACGGCGUGCGGCCCCGCUACACUUUUGGCUUUGGGUUAUCCUACACUCAGUUCGGAUACUCGGAUGUUACUAUUGAGCCCCAGCAGCUGAACGAUGUGAACGAAAACACAGAAAUAACUGUGACUGUUAAAGUCACUAAUCUAGGACUCACAGCCGGUGCGGAUGUUGUUCAGGUAUAUAUACAACCUGAUAACAGUGGAAUUGGGGAAUCAAAAGUCCUCCGUGGAUUCUCUAAAGUUUUCCUUCAGCCUACCGCUUCAUCAACGCAGACUAUUAAAAUGAACGCCCGCCGAGCACUUAGCCGCUGGGACCCGAGCUCUGAAACUUGGCGUCUACGCAAAGGGUUACAUACAGUCACUAUUGGACUCGCCGGAGUUUUAGAGGGUUCUAUAACAACGGAAAGCGAGGUUGAGUGGCUUGGCCUUUAA
Messenger RNA from Parascedosporium putredinis, 2007 nucleotides. The record is from the annotation of a GenBank genome assembly. NCBI's taxonomy places the organism in Eukaryota, Fungi, Ascomycota, Sordariomycetes, Microascales, Microascaceae.